AUGAUCCCCAGUAACGACUCAACGAAUUUGUCUGGGUCCCCAUUGCCUCCCCUGUUCAGACUACCGGAUGUAGUACAGGAUGAUGGGCAGUUGGAUAUGCUUUUGUUUGAGAACGUUCUCGAUGAUGCUAGCACCUUGGUGCAUGGCUUGGCUACAUUUGAUGUCUUGGGAAAUGAUGGAAUUCUGCAACUUUCAGCCCAGAGUACGCCAGAUGGGGCACAUUUGAAGCCCUUCCACUCGGAUAUUAUUCUCAAUGAGGCAAACAGCGACAAUCAUCUUUUUAAUGAAGCCCAGCUUCAGGACUAUCUUCGUUAUGGUACAGAUCUUGACCGAAAGCCCGAGGGAAGUCAAUUCUGGGAAAACAUCAACGAACAUAUCCGUGAUCCUAUGCUCAACGAACCACGAAACAAGCCAAGUAAUGAGGAACUUGUUGAGCGUGUCAACGAGACGUAUAACCUCUCAGCUGAGGAACUCGAAUACUUCCGUGCUGUAUCUUGCAAGGAGCUUUUCUUGUUUAUAUAUCCGUUCGCGCCAACCACCAAGGAUAACGAGAUUAUGCAUGUUCUUCUCGAAUAUCUGUUGAUGUUCAAGUAUUUGGUUUAUGCAAUCAUAGCUCUCGGAGCCUCAUGCUUAUUCACAAUCACUAAAAACCCCAAGCAUGAUAGAAAUCAGAAACGUUCCUCAGCAAUUUGCAUGAAAUUGUUGGUGCAAGCCUUCACCGAUUUAAAAAAUAACGAGAACUCCCUCAGACACAUAGAAGGACUUAUAUUGACGGUUCUCAUCCUUACAGUGCUAUUCUGUGACAUAAGUCUCGUCGACGCAACUUCAGUCCCCGUUUCGUGGAUCUCUCACCUCAACAAAGCUAGAUCACUCUUGAUCAAGUACAAGCUAGUCAAGCAACAGGCAAACAUCACCAAACCCGACUCCCUAGGGAUCACAAUUGCAAAACUUUUAUUCUUUUUAUUCGAUUACAUCUCGAAAUUGGGAAUGCUGAACUCGCAGAUCACAAAGGGCAGUAUAAGAGAUCUUCACCUUUUGAUUGACAUCACAAAUACAGAAGGCCGUGAAGCUUUUGUCCAACAGCAAACACUUCGUAAAUUAGGUGUGCUUAUUCCACCGUCAUCAACUCAUUCGGGUUUCAAUCUUUUCCUGACUUUAACAAAUGAGGCAUCUCAAUGCAUGUUCAAGCUUCUAGACAUAAUAGCAGGAGUCAACGAGAGUGAGCUGAAACAGGCCAGCCCGGAGGAGAUUGGAGAACUACUUUCACGAGUUAACAUCGUUGCUCAGCAACGUAUUAUACCAGGACUAAGUGCCGAGGACCAGUUUCUAAUUCCUCGUGAUCAUCCAGCACAUCCUGAUUUUACUGACAUGGCACGCAAAAUAUACUUGCCCAGAAGUGCGUAUGCUAAAGACACUGAUGAUCUCAAUGAUGUCAAGCAUUACUCUUAUUGUGAUGUCGCUUUGAGGUCUCAGUUUUUGGUUCUCAACCUUAAAGUGUACACAUCUCCAGGUAUUUUACAUCUACCUAGAAGUCAUCCAAUGAUCAAACGUCUUGUGGAACAGACCAUGAAACUCAUGUUUUUCUUGAAACUCAAGUCAGAUCCCAGCUACGACAGAAAUUUAGUGGUGGCAGAGCUGGAGCACUACUGGCUCUCCAAAUCCCUUUUUGAUUUUAGGGCAAUCAUGAUACAGUUACCCUUUCGGGUCACGAUUGACCUUACGGAUAGCGAGGACGAUUUCGAGAAAUUGGAUUUAUUUUUCAGAGGUCUUGUAAAAUUUGGUGGAGGAAGCGGCAUAGAGGCAGUGUCCAGAGCCAGAAAAAAUAGAGAGGCUGCCAGGAAGAGAAAAUCUAGUGAAAAGAAUACAAAUAGUCUGGACGAUAUGGAAUACCUGGCUACGCUCUUUCCUAUAUACUGA
Messenger RNA from Candidozyma duobushaemuli, 1917 nucleotides. RefSeq lists its product as uncharacterized. The coding region runs from base 1 to 1917 and encodes 638 amino acids. NCBI's taxonomy places the organism in Eukaryota, Fungi, Ascomycota, Pichiomycetes, Serinales, Metschnikowiaceae. The record is from RefSeq and is a predicted model, not a curated record. The transcript has a single exon.